GUGACUGAAUCGACACGACAACAUUAAUCAAGUGGUGUUGCUGGUUUGAAACAGCGAAACAGCGGCUUUAAUGUGGUGUUUUUCCCACAGAGGGGGGACGGGGACGUGUGUUUAUUGUGUGCAGUUUGGUGUGGAGGCUGCAGGAGUCCGUGCAGGUCUGAGGCUGAUAAGACUGCAGGAUUAUGGUAAUAACAGGCUGCCGCUGACGGACCGCCGGGUCCCGUCCAGCCCCAAACGGGUGGGCGGGCUGCGGACACUUAUCAGCGCGCCGCAGAGGGCGAUUCUUCACACGGUCACAUGACGGGCGACACCACGACUCCCACUGCAGAACAGCAGCUCAGCGGGUUCUUAUCACCAAACCAGGACCGAGGCGACGACCCGUCGGAGCGUGUUGAUUGUUUUUUUUUAAAAAGCACCAAUGAUGUCGUCAGGCGUCUGAGACCAGCUGAUAUUAUCAGAAACAACCAGUAAUGAGCCGCUACCUUCACGCUCAAUAGAUUCUUUUGUUUUUUUAAACGAGGCUGUUUCGCUUCUUUUUUUUUUCCGGCGCUCGUUGAAACUCUUUCUGUGUUAUAAAAAUAAAUAAAUGUAACUGGUGUCGUCCAAAGAACCAGGAGAACGGUCCAGGUGGUCAAAGGCGACCACAAGGAGGGACUCCUGCGGCGUGGUGUACCCCGCCAUUGACUCCUCAGAUAAAGAAACGCUGCUCUGCGGCUCUGCUGACCUUCAGGUUAGAAACUAAGACAAAAAACUGGUUCCUGAACCGGAAUUUUAGACGGUUUUGUUCGUGCGGACGUUUCCUCUGGUGCAUCUCUUCUCCAGGACGCAGAAUGGGAUGAAACUGUAUGUACGGUUGCCAAGGAGACGGGGUAGUUAAACCCACGACGACUGUUUCCAUUCCCUUCGCUUCGUCCUCAGGAAAUCACAACACAAGCUCGCUGGAGCCCGGCGGAGGAAUUAUCUGCUGUCAGGACCUGACGGAGGCGGGGUGGUGUUGGGGGGGGCUGAGCCAUGCUGUCCACCGCCGUUCAGAUCCUGGCGUUCGCCCUGGCGCUGCUCGGCGUCCUCGGCACCACCGUGGCCACCCUGCUGCCCAACUGGAAGGUGAGCGUCAACGUCUGGUCCAGCGUCAUGACCCCCAUCUCGCAGAUGCAGGGUCUGUGGAUGGACUGCGUCUGGUACAGCUCCGGCGUCUUCAGCUGCACCAUGAAGAACUCGGUGCUGUCACUGCCGGCCUGUCUGCAGACCACGCGGGCCGCCAUGGUUCUGUGCUGCAUGGUGGCGUCAUUCGGGCUCUGCCUCGCCUCCCUGGGGCUUAAAUGUACCCGCUGGGGGGGCAGCCACCGGGCCAAGGGGCACACGGCCAUCGCCGCCGGGGGCUGCUUCAUCCUGGCCAGCUUCCUCUGCCUCGUGCCGGCGUCCUGGUACACCAACGAGGUCAUCGCCGCCUUCCUGACCACGGACCUGCCGGACAGCAGCAAGUAUCAGCCGGGAGGAGCUCUGUGCGUCACCUUCCUCUCGGCCGGCUUCCUCCUGGCUGCGGGGGUCAUCUUUUGUCUGUCCUGUCCUGGAAAGAGGACAGGACGGCCGGACUACGCGUCCCCCGAUGAUCCCGACCGACUCGUGGCGUACCGAGAGGACCGGCGGAGGCAGGAGCUGCAGACGGAACGCGUGCCGCUGAAAAACAGGCGAAACCUGACGGUUCGGCUGCAGAUGGACAAAGUGAAUCGGCAGAAACCUCCUGAACCUGAGCGGGACCAGAAGGUCUACCCGUCUCCUUCCAAACCCCCUCCGAAGGACAUCAAGGACAGCUACAGCCUGCAGGAGUACGUCUAGUCCCCACGGCUGAGACGGGCAAUGUGGAGUUUCUCAGCCGAGGGUCUCCGGCUGACAGUGGG
This is a messenger RNA of Anarrhichthys ocellatus (wolf-eel), 1898 nucleotides long. Its product is annotated as claudin-20-like. The transcript has 2 exons. Gene Ontology annotation, cellular component: bicellular tight junction; membrane. The coding region runs from base 1012 to 1836 and encodes 274 amino acids. The record is from RefSeq and is a predicted model, not a curated record. Gene Ontology annotation, molecular function: structural molecule activity. Lineage: Eukaryota; Metazoa; Chordata; Actinopteri; Perciformes; Anarhichadidae.